Messenger RNA from Cyanidioschyzon merolae strain 10D, 657 nucleotides. Its product is annotated as 60S ribosomal protein L10A. Gene Ontology annotation, biological process: translation. The transcript has a single exon. Gene Ontology annotation, cellular component: large ribosomal subunit. The record is from RefSeq and is a predicted model, not a curated record. Gene Ontology annotation, molecular function: RNA binding; structural constituent of ribosome. Bases 1 to 657 code for a protein of 218 amino acids. NCBI's taxonomy places the organism in Eukaryota, Rhodophyta, Bangiophyceae, Cyanidiales, Cyanidiaceae.
AUGACGAGCAAACUACCUGUGUCCGUAACUCGCGCUGCGGUGCAGGAAAUGUUGCGCGAGUCAAGGGAGGAGCGCAAGAGAAACUUUGUCGAAACGGUUGAGCUUCAGGUUGGUCUGAAAAACUAUGAUCCACAGAAAGACAAGCGUUUCUCUGGCUCCGUCAAGCUGCCGUACAUUCCCCGACCGAAAAUGAAAGUGGCAGUUUUGGGAGAUGCUGCGCAUAAUGCACAGGCAGCAGCCCUUGGCAUAGACUUUUACGACCUCGAGAAGCUCAAGCAGUUCAACAAACAGAAGAAACCGAUCAAAAAGUUUGCCAAGUCCUAUGACGCCUUUCUGGCGAGUGAGUCUGUAAUACGUCAGAUUCCAAGGGUUCUGGGGCCUGGAUUGAACAAGGCAGGCAAGUUUCCGACUCUCAUCGCCUCAAAUGAAACUGUAGAGGCGAAGGUUAAUGAGGUGAAAGCCACGAUCAAGUUCCAGCUGAAGAAAGUUCUCUGCCUCGCGGUGGCUGUGGGUAACGUCCAAAUGACAGAGGAUGAACUUGUCGCCAACAUUACACUGGCAAUCAACUUUUUAAUCUCUCUUCUUAAGAAGCAGUGGCAGAACAUCAAGUCUAUUCACGUGAAGACCUCCAUGGGCAAACCACAUCGGUUGUACUAG